Molecule: messenger RNA, 1188 nt
Organism: Colletotrichum higginsianum IMI 349063
Lineage: Eukaryota; Fungi; Ascomycota; Sordariomycetes; Glomerellales; Glomerellaceae
Product: Glycosyl hydrolase
Exons: 1
Coding region: 1-1188 (395 amino acids)
Biological process (GO): carbohydrate metabolic process
Source: RefSeq, a predicted model, not a curated record
AUGGUCGCCAACAUCGGAGGCCUCGCUGCCCGUGCAGUCUUCCUCAUUUCGACUCGCCCCCUCGCCCAGAGAGCGGACGCCGCGACUUACACCAGCAACGCCGUCGACGCCAUUCGCACCCUCCAGACCUCGUGGUAUGAUGUCGGCACCGGUCUUUGGGACAACGCGUGGUGGAACAGCGCCAACGCAUUCACGACGCUCGCCGACUUUGCCGACCUGAACCGUGAUGCCGCCAACGAACUCAACCUCGGAGGCGUUCUGAAAAACACCUUUGACCAAGCCCAGAAGGCCACGGCCACGGCCGCCAAGUCCAUCAGCGCCCUCGACCUCGUCACGACUUCCUAUGCCAUCACCAAGCGCGAAAACCCGCUGCCCCUCGAGGCCCGUCAGUUCAGCGCCCAGGGCUUUCCCAACUUCAUCAACGAGUAUUACGAUGACGAGGGCUGGUGGGCGCUCGGCCUGAUCAGAGCCUACGACAUCACCAGGGACCAGGACUACCUCGACAUGGCUGUGCGCAUCUUUGCCGACAUGAAGACGGGCGGCAACACCACCUGCGACGGCGGCAUCUACUGGAGCAAGGACCGCAAGUAUGUGAACGCCAUCGCCAACGAGCUCUACCUCAGCGUCGCCGCCUCGCUUGCCAACCGCAUAACCAGCGACAAGGCCAGCUACCUCAACAUCGCGACGUCCCAGUGGGCUUGGUUCAAGGCCAGCGGCAUGAUCAACGACGAGGGCACCAUCAAUGACGGCCUCGACGGCGACUGCCAGAACAACGGCGCCAACGUGUGGUCCUAUAACCAAGGUGUCGUUCUCGGCGCCCUCGUCGAGCUGAGCCGCGCCACUGGCGACAAGUCGGUCCUGACCGAUGCCUCCAACAUCGCCAAGGCCGCCAUCAAGCGGCUGGCCGACAACAACGGCAUCCUCCACGAUACGUGCGAGCCCAACUGCGGCUCCGAUGGCAACCAGUUCAAGGGCAUCUUUGUUCGCAACCUGCGGUACCUGCACGCCGUGGCGCCCCAGAACGACUUCAAGACCUUCCUCCUCAAGAACGCAGAUAGCAACUGGUCCAAGAACCGUGAUGGUAAAGGAAAGCUCGGUGUAGUUUGGUCAGGCCCUGUACAGGGUGUUUCCGGACCGACUCACAGUUCAGCACUAGACUCUAUUGUUGCCGCGAUUGCCGUCGCGUAA